AAAUUAUAAGCAUAAAAUUGUUACGAUUGCAAUUUAUAUGAUAUUUAAGGAAAUAAAACACUUAAUUGUAAAAUUCUUCCUUAAAAUAUUAUUAAACGUUUAAAAUGAGUCGCCAAGUGGACAUAAAAGCUUUAGUUUCUCACGUUGUACGAGGAGAUGGCAUAAAUAAAUGCAGAAUUUGUAUGGGAGACACAUCGGAAGGCCAGGUGUUUCUUGGCGAUACAGUAUUGAUGGACGGCGAUCAACCUGUAACUUUAUCAGAGCUGCUGGAGACUAUAACAGGAGUUCAGAUGCCGAUCAAUGAGGACUUGCCUGUCAACCUGUGCUCAUUAUGCUCCAUGUCCGCGCUAAGCGCAGCCGACUUCCGCACGGCAUGCAGGCGCGCUGCCCACAAGUGGGACACUGUUGUACAACUGCUGGCCAACCUGCCACAACAAUCCAAUGAUAAAUCACUAUUCGCCAUAGUAGAAGAAAACCAGAUGGUCCUUCUAAACGAUUGCAAUAGUAUUUCGUCAACUAAAACAGCUGCUCACAAGCUUACUAGAAAGAUGAGAUCAUCAGAAAAGACGGAGGCUGUAAAAACACAUACAAAACAUCGUUACCAAUGUCCUGAUUGUGGCAAACAGUUUAGCUACGUCCAUCAGUUGUAUAAACAUUUAAAAGAAUCUACAGAUUUUAAACGAGCGUGUUACAUUUGUGCGAAAAUUAUGAAUCGAGAUGAGUUGGUAUUACAUCUAAAAGAGCAACACAAUCGAAAGCCCUACGACUGCAAAAAGUGUCCCGCCUUGUUGCCUUCGCACAGUCAAUAUCUUCAGCACUUACGGCAGGCACAUUCUCAAGGUUCAUGCACUUGUGGCGAUUGCGGACGAAGUUUCAAGACUUCGAACAGUUUCCGAGCUCAUCUCUCCGUACAUUCGAUAAAGUCUUGUCCGAGCUGUGACAAAGUAUUCCGUAAUCAAACGUGUUAUUUGUACCAUGUCAGAAAGUGCUGUAAACUAGAAGCUAUGAAAACACACAAGGGUAUGUUAGAAGUGACGAAUAAAUGGAGCGAUAAAAAAAUUAAAGUCGGUUUACGAGGAAGAAUUGAAAAGGAAUGUAUUUGUGAUUAUUGUAACAAAAAGUUUGCUGGAAAAAAGUUUAUAUCGGCACAUAUACAGAUCGUUCAUAUGAAGAACACACAUAGCCCAUGCGCGUAUUGCGGGAAAUUGCUCGCUGCUGCUCACAUGUCGGAACACGUUAAAAAGCAUCAAAAUUUGUCGUUUAAGUGUAACCAUUGUGGUAUUAUUUUAAGAACUAAAUUGGGUUAUAGCCAGCAUUUGCGGUUGCAUAGCGGAGAAAAGCCGUACCCAUGUCAGUACUGCAAGGAAUCGUUCUCUGCGUCCUCGAGACGUUCUGAACACAUCAGGAAAGUUCACAAGAGCUCCGACAUCGUGUUAAAGUACGAGUGUGGCAAAUGCUCAGCGAAGUUCCGACUACCCUACAUGCUCAAGAAGCAUAUGUCAGUGCACAGUAGUGAAAGGCAACCACUGUUUGAAUGCUGUGUAUGUCAUGAGAAGUUUAAUACAUGUUCGACACUGCUGAAGCACUGCAGGGUACAUAAGAAAAAUAUAUAAUUAUAUAUACAUGACAGCCAGUUAUAUAUUUCGGACGAGAUUCCGGUGGAGGAGGCGAAGAGUUUGCCGCACGGCGUCUGUUCCUCAUGCACACAGAUGGCGCUCGUGGCGGCUCAUUUUCGUAGUAUCUGCCUAGAAUCCGUCAAGCAAUGGACACGAGCCGCAUCCAUCCUCAAUUCUAUACCUACUCUAUCAGAAGAGAAGUCUUUCUUCUUUCUUUAUAAUAAAGAUGUAAUACUCAAAGAUGACAUAAAAAUAUCAUCCACAACACAUGCUGUCAGUCGACUGAAUAAUAUACAUCAAGAGCCUGUAUUCAAGAUGACUCAACGCCAGAAAUCGUUUACGAAAGACUCACCCUGGGAAUGUCAAUACUGUGGAAAGAAAUUUCGACUAUUAUACUCAUUGAAUAUACAUCUUAAGAUGACUGCAAACAGAGCUUGCACACAUUGUGGCCUAGUUAUCAAAAAGAAAAAGUUGCAUGAGCAUUUAGAAAGAGUACAUAAUGUACAUUUAUUUCACUGCAAAAUAUGUCACAAGUUGUUUAAAGGGGCAUCGGAGUUAGAUGGACAUAUUCAAACAGCACACAGCGUUACGUCAUAUUCCUGUCCAGUUUGUAAGCAAGGUUUUGUGAACGAGAGAGCGCUGCGAGCACACAAGUACGCUCAUACGCUAUUUAAUUGUCUCUCAUGCAACAGUAGCUUCGAAAACCUGAGAUGUUAUAGAUAUCACGUCUGCCAUUGCCAGGGGUCGAAGAUACCUCCCGAUUCGUUAUACGAAUGCGAUUACUGCGGAUCUAAAUACUCAAAGAAAGAUUCUCUUAGAAGUCACACUACAAACAAACAUUUGAGGGUAUUACAGUUCGUGUGUCAGAAGUGUGGUAAGAGGAGUGCAAGUCUCGCUCACCACAAGGCACAUGAAGUCAUCCACAUGACCGAAAGGAAAGUUUUUAAAUGUCACUGUGGUGCUAAGCUGACUACUCAGCUGGGUUUCAAUUUGCAUCAAAGGAUACAUUCGGGUGAAAAGCCUUACGAGUGUAAGAAAUGCGGUGAGAGGUUCCUAUCCGCUUCCAGACGUUUGGACCAUAUGAAAAGGCGACAUAUGAACACGGAAGACAUGCCUCAUAAAUGUAGGGAAUGCUCGGCUAAGUUUAUAAGAGAAGACGCUUUCUGCCCUCGGGGUAUCUGCGUGUCUUGUACGGACGCGGGCAUCAACGCUUACGAGUUCCGCAUCCUAACGAAGAAUUCCAACAAAGUGUGGUCAAACUGUGUGAACGGUCUAAACAAAGCUAUCGACAGCGGCAAACCACCUAAUUCCUUGUACACCGUAAUGAGGGAGGACCUCUCAGUUCUAUCGGUUAACAACAACUUUAACGGCGACUCCAAAUCUCUACUAAAUCAUCUCAUCAAUCGUGUAUCUAAGAAGAAACAUAUCGAAGUGGAAAAGAAGCCGAGAGCAGCACGCUCAGGCCCGCCCUGCAAGUGCACAGACUGUGGGAAACUAUUCAAUAGUCCGUACUACCUCACUUUGCACUUAAAGAACAGCGGCCAGAAAGAAGCGUGUGCUCUGUGCGGUACCAUGGUGUUUAGAGGUUUAGAAAUGAAGGAACAUCUUCAGGCGGCCCACGGAAAGGAAGUUCACAUGUGUACCGAUUGCCCGAUGCUUUUCACUCAUGAUUACGAACUAAAGCAACACACGAAAAGAGCACACAGAGCGGGCGCUUUGACAUGCUUCGACUGUGGGAGAACGUUCCCGAGGAACGCAUCUUUCGAGGUCCACGCACAGAUGCACGCAGUGAGGACUUGCAGGGCUUGCGGUGCUCAGUUCACGAACCGAGCUUGUUAUAGAGAGCAUCGGUCCAACUGCGAGCCGGGAGCGAAACCCGACACCAAAAAUGUUCCUCGGAGUCGACGCUCCAAUAUACGAGAUCCCGCAACGUUCAUAUGCGAUUAUUGUGGAAAGACCUACCUAUCUAGACCUCAGCUGAAGAACCAUAUAGUUUGGAUCCACAUGGAUAUUAGACCUCAUCAGUGUCAAUGGUGCGGAAAGAGGUUUUAUACUCCGACCCGCCUGGCGGAGCACAGUGUGGUUCACACGCGGGAAAGGAACUUCGAAUGUGACAUUUGUGGCGCGAAACUCGUUUCCAAGAUGGCGGCGGUGUACCAUAGACGCCGUCAUACAGGUGAAAAGCCGUACGAGUGUCAGUCGUGCGGGGAAAAGUUUAUAUCUUCUUCGCGAAGGUCGGAGCACGCUAAGCGUCGGCAUGGGCUAGGGUCUAAGCUACAAUGUAUGGAUUGUCCCGCCACCUUUGUGAGGAUUCACGAGUUGAAAAAACAUAUUGCUAAAGUGCACGGAACUCAAAAUUCUGAUUUAUCGAUAACUGGUCGAAGUUGA
This is a messenger RNA of Papilio machaon (common yellow swallowtail), 4004 nucleotides long. Its product is annotated as zinc finger protein 91. The transcript has 5 exons. The record is from RefSeq and is a predicted model, not a curated record. Gene Ontology annotation, molecular function: DNA-binding transcription factor activity, RNA polymerase II-specific; RNA polymerase II transcription regulatory region sequence-specific DNA binding; zinc ion binding. Gene Ontology annotation, biological process: regulation of transcription by RNA polymerase II. Lineage: Eukaryota; Metazoa; Arthropoda; Insecta; Lepidoptera; Papilionidae. Gene Ontology annotation, cellular component: nucleus; membrane.